AUGGGAGUGUCUGGAACCACUACUCCAAGCUGUGGGGAUGGGACAUCUUUUCUCAACGAUACUCUGAAAAAUUGCAUGGACUUUGGCAAUGGUACCCUAAUGAUACGACAGAGCCCUCUACUGGAGACCGACACGUCUCUAGCAAUAGGCUACAUCGUCGUCAUGGCGACUGCUCUGCUGGUCGGAACUGUUGGAAAUACCCUGAUACUCUUAGUUUCCACUGUCCUAAGAGGAAUCAACAAAUCCGGAAAAGAAUUCAUCAUCAAUCUCGCACUCGCUGAUUUCUGUGUCACUGCAGUGGCAGAUCCGCUUUGUAUUAUCGGGGUUGCAAAAGGAGAGCAGUUUUUUGACGAUAAGGAGUGGCUUUGUGAGUUUGUAGCCAGCCUGUGCUUGACAGCUUGUUUCUGCGCGUUUCUUAGCCUGACCUUAUUGACGAUGUCGCGUUAUAUCUACCUAUACCACAACCAGGUUUACGACAAAGUCUUCAAUCGAUUUACCUGCAUUUUGUUUUGCAUUACCUGUUGGGUCGUCGCCUUCUUGUUCGAGUUUCCCAAUUUUAUCGGAUGGGGAGGACAUUACUUUGACAAGAAGAACCACCAGUGUAUCUGGGAUCGGACGGCUAGCUUGUCCUAUACGAUGUUUGUCUCCGUCGGUUUGAUUGGCGGACCCCUCAUCGUUAUGACUAUUUGUUACAUUUUGAUUUUUCAACAAAUCUGGGAAACCAAGCGCGAUAUCUACAAAUUUGAUACCGAAAACCCCCUAAGAAUGAGGAAAGCGUGGAGCGAAACUGUUCGUUCAUCGAAGACCUUAUUCUGCAUUUUUGUCGUCUUCGUUAUAUGUUGGACGCCGUACGCUAUAACCAUUGCCCUUGAUGUUCAGGACAGGCUUUCUACUGAGGUUCAUUUGUUUGUUACUCUUCUAGCACAUCUGCAUUCUAGCGUCAACUGCAUCAUCUACACAGUUGGAAACAAGAGGUUUCGAAUGGGAAUUCUUCGACUGUGUGGUAGCAGAUCUUCUUCAAUGAAAUCUGGGUCAUCAAACCACGAUAUCAUCACAAAAAGAACCAGCAACUCAUCGAACACGCCCUCUGUGAACAGCGACACCUACACUCCACAGAAACAAAAACUUCCUCUCGAGGCAUCCUCACUGAGUACCAUAACCGGUUAUCUAUCGUCACAGGGAAGCUCCUAAACUGAAAUUUCGUUAAAAUUGUCCAUGUACUGUUUUAACCCCCUGUUUUAACCGUCCAGUAUAUUUUUGUUAUUGUUAUAUAUACAUGUAUAAUUGUACCCGUGAA
Molecule: messenger RNA, 1297 nt
Organism: Saccostrea cuccullata (small rock oyster)
Lineage: Eukaryota; Metazoa; Mollusca; Bivalvia; Ostreida; Ostreidae
Product: melatonin receptor type 1C-like
Exons: 3
Coding region: 1-1191 (396 amino acids)
Biological process (GO): cellular response to light stimulus; G protein-coupled receptor signaling pathway; phototransduction
Cellular component (GO): plasma membrane
Molecular function (GO): G protein-coupled photoreceptor activity
Source: RefSeq, a predicted model, not a curated record